This is a messenger RNA of Aspergillus pseudonomiae, 717 nucleotides long. RefSeq lists its product as uncharacterized. Bases 165 to 614 code for a protein of 149 amino acids. The transcript has a single exon. Lineage: Eukaryota; Fungi; Ascomycota; Eurotiomycetes; Eurotiales; Aspergillaceae. The record is from RefSeq and is a predicted model, not a curated record.
CAGGUAGUAAGCUUCCAGCCAAUUGUGUAUCAACACUUCUCCGGGACUUUGUCCCACUGAGAACCUUAUCCAAUCCUAAUGUCGUUGUAGGCCUUAGCUCUUCGAUCGCGGACUGCCGACGGGGUUUCUUCUUCCGAUGAAACAUCCACCGACGGGUCCGCCGGAUGGCUUCCUGGCAUCCAUCGCCGAUAUCGUCCACGGUUAGGGCAAGGAGAAUAAGUGGGAUAGAAAUGGCAACUCCAAUGCCGAAUGUGUAUUCUGCGACGUAUGAGAGAGGGAGUUGCUCCGAUCCGUCUGCGCUGUGGGGAAACUCUUCGAGGUUCAUUGUAAAAAAGGUUGCGAUGAAUGACAGGGGAAGAAAGACAGUUGUGACGAUAGUAAACACCAUCAGAAUCUUGCCCUGGCGGGUUGUGCCAGCAGCUUGGUCGCGGGCGAAUCGGGCCUCGAAAGCGUUUGCAUGCUUUUGCUUUAGAUCUAGCAAAUCCGUGAUGGAUGAAUAUAUACGCUCUGCUUGCUUAUCCAUCCGCUCGAUGUCCUUAAGGUGCAUGUCGAUCGCGCGUUGCUGCUCCUUGAAUCGCCUCUUGAUUUCGUACUGCGAUCGAUGCUCUACCUGAUAAAUUCCAUAGAUGACAUCUUGGAAGUCAAGUAGGACAUCUUGCUGGUGUUGUAGAACAGUACGAAUCAUGUUGAGUUCGUCACGGAUGUCCUUAGCCUCGG